Marmota flaviventris (yellow-bellied marmot) is the source of this 2967-nucleotide messenger RNA. It is a transcript of the gene Set, whose product is annotated as SET nuclear proto-oncogene. Gene Ontology annotation, biological process: nucleosome assembly. The record is from RefSeq and is a predicted model, not a curated record. NCBI's taxonomy places the organism in Eukaryota, Metazoa, Chordata, Mammalia, Rodentia, Sciuridae. Gene Ontology annotation, cellular component: nucleus.
GAGGAGGUGGAGGAGGAGGCGGCUCGGGGAGAGCGAGCAGCGAGCCGGAGCGCGGAGCGUCAGUAAGGGAGCCUAGCCAUCCGCUGCCGCCUCCCCUCCGCAAGCAGGAGCCCCGGCCGGGGCCCGGCACGCCGCCCCCGCCCCUCCCUCGUCGUCAGGCCGCGAGGGCAGCGCGAGCGAGCGAGGGGGAGGGCUAGCGAGCGAGCGCCGGGAGGAGGCGGCCGGACCGAGCGGGCGCCCGCGCGUGUGGCGUGAGGGGAAGCCGCCUGCCCGCCCCCUUCGCCUUCCCUUCUCUCCCCCUCCCCGCUCCCCCCCCGACCGCGGAGCAGCACCAUGUCGGCGCCGGCGGCCAAAGUCAGUAAAAAGGAGCUCAACUCCAACCACGACGGGGCCGACGAGACCUCAGAAAAAGAACAACAAGAAGCAAUUGAACAUAUCGAUGAAGUACAAAAUGAAAUAGACAGACUUAAUGAACAAGCCAGUGAGGAGAUAUUGAAAGUAGAACAGAAAUAUAACAAACUCCGCCAACCAUUUUUUCAGAAGAGGUCAGAAUUGAUCGCCAAAAUCCCAAAUUUUUGGGUAACAACAUUUGUCAACCACCCACAAGUGUCAGCACUGCUUGGGGAGGAAGAUGAAGAGGCGCUGCAUUAUUUGACCAGAGUUGAAGUGACAGAAUUUGAAGAUAUCAAAUCAGGUUACAGAAUAGAUUUUUAUUUUGAUGAAAAUCCUUACUUCGAAAAUAAAGUUCUCUCCAAAGAAUUUCAUCUGAAUGAGAGUGGUGAUCCAUCUUCAAAGUCCACUGAAAUCAAAUGGAAAUCUGGAAAGGAUUUGACGAAACGUUCAAGUCAAACGCAGAAUAAAGCCAGCAGGAAGAGGCAGCAUGAAGAACCAGAGAGCUUCUUUACCUGGUUUACUGACCAUUCUGAUGCAGGUGCAGAUGAGUUAGGAGAGGUCAUCAAAGAUGAUAUUUGGCCAAAUCCAUUGCAGUACUAUUUGGUUCCUGAUAUGGAUGAUGAAGAAGGGGAAGGAGAAGAAGAUGAUGAUGAUGAUGAAGAAGAAGAAGGAUUGGAAGAUAUUGAUGAAGAAGGGGAUGAGGAUGAAGGUGAAGAAGAUGAAGAUGAUGAUGAAGGGGAGGAAGGAGAGGAGGAUGAAGGAGAAGACGACUAAUUGAACACUGAUGGAUUCCAACCUUUUUCUUUCUUUCUUUUGUUUUUUGUUUUUUUCUUUUGUUUUUUGUUUUUUUUAAUUCAGUCCCUGGGAGCAAGUUGCAGUCUUUUUUUUCCCCCCUCCCCCCCACCCCCUUGUGCUCAGUCGCCCUGUUCUUGAGGUCUCUUUUCUCAAACCAUGCUUCUCAACUUAUUUUGGGGGGAAAUACCUUGAGCAGAGUACAAUGGGAAAAGAAUCUCUACACCCUUCUGUUCUAAAUUCAUUUUUAUCCCUUCCUGUCUCAAAACAAAAAACUGUAUGGAAUCAACACCACCGUGCUCUGUGGGAAAAAAGAAAAACCUUCUACUCCCUUCACUCUGCUGGAAGUUGGAGGGUGCUAGGCCCCUGUGUAGUAGUGCAUAGAAUUCUAGCUUUUUUCCUCCUUUCUCUGUAUAUUGGGCUCAGAGAUUACACUGUGUCUCUAUGUGAAUAUGGACAGUUAGCAUUUACCAACAUGUAUCUGUCUACUUUUUCUUGUUUAAAAAAAGAAAAAAAAAAACUUAAAAAAAUGGGGUUAUAGAAGGUCAGCAAAGGGUGGGUUUGAGAUGUUUGGGUGGGUUAAGUGGGCAUUUUGACAACAUGGCUUCUCCUUUGGCAUGUUUAAUUGUGAUGUUUAACGGACAUCCUUGCAGUUUAAGAUGACACUUUUAAAAUAAAAUUCUCUCCUAAUGAUGACUUGAGCCCUGCCACUCAAUGGGAGAAUCAGCAGAACCUGUAGGAUUUUAUUUGGAAUUGACAUUCUCUAUUGUAAUUUUGUUUGUUUAUUUUUAAAUUUUCUUUUUUGUUUUCACUGGAAAGGAAAGAUGAUGCUCAGUUUUAAACGUUAAAAGUGUACAAGUUGCUUUGUUACAAUAAAACUAAAUGUGUACACAAAGGAUUUGAUGCUUUUCUCUCAGAAUAGGUAUACUUUUAAUAUGACCUUCCAAGUUUGACUUGUAUAAUAACAUCAUCGUCAAACUUUGUCACCCUAACUUCGUAUAUUUUGAUACGCACUUUGCAGGAUGACCUCAGGGCAAUGUGGAUUGACUAAAGGGAUUUGAAUCAAUGUCUUAAUGUCUCCGUAGCUGGGAAACAUGGGUACAAUUUGUUAUUGGUUUCUGAACAUGUCAUUUGGGAUAGUAGAAACUCAAAACUGAGUUAUGAGUGAUACCCUUGAUUUUUAUCUCAAAUUGGCAGUUUUUAAAGUAGGUCUUCAAUUACCUGGAUAUAGUAGUGCUUUGCUGCCACCAUCAAACAGACCUGGUGCUCUAAUGUCAAGUUGUUCGUGGGACAGUUGCUGGUAUGUCUUCAUUGGCUCUAUAAAGUGUGGCCAAGAAGAUGGGCUCUCAGAGUAAGAAGUCUGUGCUGGUGGUCAGGAAGAACUUUUUGUCUCUCUUAAGUCCCUGGUAUCUGGCAUAAAUCUCUCCAACGCCAAUGUGUGGAUCUGGGUGGGAUGAUGGACUCUGCUCUGUCUGCUCAAUGCUGCUGUGCAGAGAGUAGCAUUUUGAAAAGCUACCUAAUGCAUAAGCUUUUUAAUGCUGUAAAAUAUAGCUGAAAUUAAAUGCCACUUUUUCAAAGGUGAAUUAAUGGACAGCCUGGUCAAAUUCAAAGCUUUUUGUUGUAUAAAACUUUAUAUAUGGAACUAUUCCAUCAAUAGGCAAAGUGUAACCAAAACCUGUCUAGAUGGAUAGUAUGUAAUUUCUGCACAGGUCUCUGUUUAGUAAAUACAUCACUGUAUACCGGUCAGGAAAUCUUGCUCCAAUAAAGGAACAUAAAGAUUUU